Molecule: messenger RNA, 831 nt
Organism: Salvia miltiorrhiza (redroot sage)
Lineage: Eukaryota; Viridiplantae; Streptophyta; Magnoliopsida; Lamiales; Lamiaceae
Product: probable leucine-rich repeat receptor-like protein kinase At2g33170
Exons: 3
Coding region: 1-576 (191 amino acids)
Molecular function (GO): protein binding
Source: RefSeq, a predicted model, not a curated record
AUGUAUUUUAUCUAUAAUAUUUUAUCAGGCUGCUUACCAAAAGACAUUUGCUCGCAUAACAACCUUCAAAGACUCAAACGACUUAGCCUGCACUCGAACAAAUUGGAGGGAGAUAUACCAUUGAGUUUGGGUCAAUGUACACAACUUGAGAGUAUUGACUUGUCAAACAACAACUUUGGUGGAAAUGUCCCUCGAGAAAUUGGGAACAUCACACAGCUUAAGGAAUUACGCCUUAGUUGGAACAAUUUGAAAGGUGAUAUUCCGAAAGAGAUUGGUUAUCUUAAUUAUUUAGAGGUAUUGAGCAUGAGCAACAACAAAUUCAGUGGACGAUUACCAAGACAACUUUGGAAUGUCACGACUCUUCGUUUAUUAUACAUUGCCAACAUCUCUUUAACUGGUGGUAUUCCGAAAGAGAUUGGUAAUCUUAAUAAUCUAGAGAUAUUAGCCAUGAGUUCCAACAAUCUUAGUGGACCAUUUCCAAGACAAAUCUUGAACAUCACAAGUCUCCGUCAACUAUACCUUGGUGGCACCUCUUUAAAUGGUAUGUCUGCACUACUCUUUAAGCCAAAACUUUAGUGAAAGAGUUUAGUAUAUCAUAACUAACCAUGAGAAUUGGAAAUAAUAUGUGAUACACAUUUAGUCUUAUGCUUAAGUCAAAGUCUAUUGCCCGUCGUGUAAGAGAUGAUUAUAUUUCCCUCUCAAUCGAUUUUUGAAAAUUAUUGCAUCCAAGAAAAAUAAUUGAAAGCAAUUUUCCAUAUAGAAGAUGCAUGUCAUUGGGCUCCCCAAUAAUUUGUUUAUAGUUAAGAAAUUUAAUUAUUCUUUUUUCAUUAC